Messenger RNA from Scatophagus argus, 2144 nucleotides. RefSeq names its product retinol dehydrogenase 8. Bases 219 to 1145 code for a protein of 308 amino acids. The record is from RefSeq and is a predicted model, not a curated record. Gene Ontology annotation, biological process: estrogen biosynthetic process. Lineage: Eukaryota; Metazoa; Chordata; Actinopteri; Scatophagidae. The transcript is spliced from 7 exons. Gene Ontology annotation, cellular component: cytoplasm. Gene Ontology annotation, molecular function: estradiol 17-beta-dehydrogenase [NAD(P)+] activity.
CACCAACAGAGCAGGUCUCCGUGACCCAUUUAGGUAAUCGCCGGGCUUAAGUAGCAGCCUUAUUGGUCUUGGCCGUCCUCUCUGUAGUAGCGGUCUAUCGAUCCGUUGGUUUGUGUCUUUAUUUUCCAUACCUGCCGCUGCAGAGGACGCGCUGUUCGCUCUACAGCAUUUUCUUACUGAGCUGUCAGGAUCCUACUGAGCCUUGAGGUCAGACAGCCAUGGGAACCAGGAGGGUGCUGGUAACCGGAUGUUCCUCUGGCAUUGGCUUGGCUGUGGCUGCACGGCUGGCCAAGGAUGAGUUUAAACGCUUUAAAGUGGUUGCCACAAUGAGGGAUCUUACGAAACGGGGGCCCUUAGAGAAGGCAGCAGGUGACUCCUUAAACAAAACCCUGGAAAUCAAAGAGUUAGAUGCCUGUUGUGAAGUCUCCAUCAGAGAGUGUGUCAACAGCCUGCCGGACAGACGAGUGGACGUUCUGGUGAACAAUGCUGGUGUUGGCAUGAUUGGACCGCUGGAGUGCCAAAGUAUCAACGCCAUGAAGGAGCUUUUUGACACAAAUUUCUUUGGCCUGGCGCGGCUGGUGAAAGAGUUGCUGCCCGACAUGAAGCGGAGGCAGAGUGGCCAUAUUGUGGUGAUGAGCAGCGUCAUGGGACUGCAGGGGCUUCUGUUCAAUGACGUCUACUCUGCCUCCAAAUUUGCUGUGGAAGGAUUUUGUGAGAGUCUGGCAGUGCAAGCAAUGAAGUUUAACAUCAAGACGACUCUAGUGGAACCUGGCCCUGUGGUAACAGAGUUUGAGAGGAAAGUGUAUGAAGAGGCUGAGAAGAUGGAUCUGUCAGGGACAGACGAGGACACUGCCAGAAUCUUCCGUGAAGUUUACCUGCCAUAUUCUAAGAAAGUCUUCGCCUCAUUAGGCCAGACACCAGAAGAAGUGGCUGAGCAAACAGUCAAAGUGAUCACAUCCAAGGAACCUCCUCUGCGCCACCAGACCAACCGCCUGUACAUGCCCAUGACUGCACUGAAGCACGCAGAUCCAACUGGUCGAUUGCCUCUGGAUACAUUUUAUAAGAUGAUCUUUAAGCAUGACAAUGUGUUCAAUGCUACUCUCGGGGUGCUGCGGAUGUUCCAGAGGCAGACAGGGAAAAAAUAAAGAUUUAACUACCCAGAAUAUAAAUAUUAUUCUUAAGAAGAUAGUGAAUGACUGCAGUCAUUGUUGUCACAGUUUUAAAUGUGUAAUGUCAAGCUGUAAGGUCACCAAAGUUUCCCUCUGAGCAGCAAUGCACAUGGAACAGACCACUGAAUGUUUUCUGUACAAUACAGUAACUCUUAAAAAUAACACUAAUGCCUCAAGUAGCGUAAAUCCUGUUUGAGCUCAUGUUAAUAACACUGCACAGUUGGGUGGACAUGGGCACAGUUUCAUGGACUAAAUAUUAGGUCUAAUACAAUAAUCCUGCAACUUGUGAUACCAUUGUGAAUACCAUCAGGGAAAUUUUGUUGAUAUAGACAGAUCAAAUAGGUUUUCUUUCAUUGUUGCUCUAAUAUUUUAGGCUGUGGCUUGAAAUGGCGUGAGAAUAACCGACAACUAUGAAUCUAAUUCAAUCCAGUAUUUCAUUAUGAGGACCUGAAUUAAUGAAUAUCCUUCCUUAAAAUGUGAAACAAGCACUGAACACGAGGACACAAACAUGUAGUUCCCUACAGUUUUUAUUAUAAGUAACUUAUCUUACAACUUUUGACUGUGGAAAGAAAAACCGUGGAAAGGUUUUAUGUACAAUGAUUUUGAACUACUUUUAAACAAGUAUAGAAAUUAAUAAUGAUAGAAAAUAUCUAUGACUGUUCUAAUAACACAAGGCCAAUAAAAUAUCAGUCACAGCCUCAGCUUCAAAUAAUGCUAAAUGGAGUACAUUUUAUUUUUGUCCUUUUUAGUACAUAACAAUCAUUUUAGAAACAUAAGACUUCUCAAGCAAAGAUCUACCCAGAACAAACAUAUUUACAAACAGAAGUUGGGAGGUUGAAAUGUACAGAACACUUAGUGCGACCUGGUAGGGACACUGAAAGACCAGUUAUAUAUAAAAAUAAAAAAAAACAAAAACAGACUCAUUCUAUAGUGAACAGAAUAAAACCAGUGACAAAUAAACUGUCAUGCAACUGU